CAGCUCUCUAGACCUGUAAAGUACGGCUGAAGAACCGAUCCCAUGCUGACAUAGGUCUUCGAUGCCACUCUGCUCCGUCCUUCUGCCUGCAAUGCCAAUUCGCCGAGAUACCCUGGACGAGACAAGGAACACAGGGUGUCAAAACAUUGGGGGCUUGGUUUGAACCACCUUCCGAUCUUGCACAUGGGUCCUCCCGCUCCCUUCCUCCACGCUUUGGAACUCCAUUUUUCGCUCGUUACAAUCAUGUUUAUUCGACUUCUCGCGCUCGCUUAUAGCUUGUUAUAACGCUUGAGUACGGCUAGGACAUUAUACAGAGUAUAUGGACUCGGAAUCAUCAUGUUGGUGAAAAGGGCCGCUGUCGGCGCAGCCCUAGGUUGUCCUGCCCUCACAGUAUUGGCACAAGGUAUUGCACCCACAGAUGGAAAUCGAAACGCGACAGCACCCGCACCCACGUCAACGGACCUCCCUUGCGAAAACCGCUGCUCUGUUCAGUACCCGGCCCUCACAGCCAUACAAUGGAUUCCCGCGUCCCAGAUCAUAUACACAACCACGAUUGUUGUAGCGACAGUGUCUGUCAUAUACACGACCCUGGAAGAUACUACGUAUCCUCCGUAUACUGAAACGUUAUACAACCCAGUCGGCCCCGAUUACAAUCUAUACAGCUUGGGGCCCAAUGAGCAGGGCACUGUCAUAUUGACCGCUUCCGUGGGAGAGUCGGAAGGAUACACAACUUGGGCGACAUUGACUUACCCAACUCCAUACAUUGAUUACUGGAAAGAAUUGCAUUGGGAGGGUGUACUUCAGACGCAGGACAAGGCAUCGAAUUUCGUCUGCGCCACCGCGACUCCCAGCCCCGCGAACGCGCCGCUCAACGACCAUCCUGAGUACCCGCAGCCUAAGGAAGUAUUUCCAGGCAAAUUCGAUCCACUCGGAACAGAGCAUGUGCCUCUAUGGGCCCCAGUCAAAGAUGAACCCGACGCGCGUUUCUUCCGUGCCGCAUUUCCCUUUCAGUCGGCUUUUUCUUUUUGCGAAUCCGUCCCCGUAGCAGUCCCUCUUCCUACAGAAUACUCGGCUCCCAAGUACGAAACCGUUACCACCACAGUGUACACGACAUCGACUAGCCCACCCGGAAUUGUCAUCAUCCAGCCUACAGCAACAGGUUGGGACAGAGAACCUUCUAGGCGCCCCCUUCCUCCAGCCGCCGCCCACCUGGAAAGCAGCGCCAACGGCUUUGGAGAUGCUUCGACUAUAACCAAAACACCGCCCAGAGUGACGUCUCCGGCCGCCCAAAUAGAGCGCACAACUACUGGAUUCGGCGAUGGGCCUCCGGAGGGACCGCAGGCACAGCAAUCUGCCAGCCCCAAUAAUGGUGGUAGCAUUGGGGCGCCUGGUACACCGAACGGUGCUCUUCAAGGCGACCAGCAAGAUUGGCCUGCGCCAUCGCCCGUGUUCACGUACGUUCCUACCGUGAUCGACGGUCGGACAACAUCGGUGCCAGCGUACAUCAUGCCGGGAUCCUCUUCCACAGCAACCAUAGGGCAGACGGUUGCUGUCAACGGCGAGACCACAGUUCUGGAAAUACCCAGCGCGAUCUUCACGAGUGUACCGGUGAGAAUCGGUCCAGCACCAACGUCUAGUCCGGCAUACAUCAUCAGUGGCUCUAUCACUGCGACGAUAGGACAGACUGUCACAAUUGGUGGUACGACGACCGUUCUAAGUAUCCCGACCGACUCCGGGGGAAAUGAUGGCCGUGUUGGUAGGCCGGAAGAGACAGGCCGUCAGAGUCAUUCUCCGGGAAUGGCAGCGUCAUGUGUGCGAACACCGUGGCGGACUUUAAUCGCACUAGUCUUCGCUAUCAUAUUGUGGGCUUAGGGAAAGGCAGUCAGGAUGAUUUGCGGAGGGUAUCUUUCAGGAAUAUGGAUGGGUUUGGUAACGGAGUCUCUAAGGGACGGGUGUAUACUGGAAGUUACUAGGACGCGUAAUGCUAAUCUAUGGAAUGGCUCUAUUUUUCUUGUAUAUCUGAUCUCAAGAGGUAUGUUGGCGGAACAAGAACAACGCAGGCAUGGGAAGCGCAUUUCUUUAUCCUAGCGUAUUCGGCACGCGCUGCGCGUUCAAAGACGAGGAGCAUACCUUCGGGUAAUCGACGCCAUGGUAAAUCUUGAAUCGCAAAUAGAGACCUGAUAGAAUUCAUAUGCUCUCAAGAGAUGCGCCGCAUACUACCAUAGUACAUCAACAUCUCGCCGGGCAGCUUAAUCC
Molecule: messenger RNA, 2256 nt
Organism: Westerdykella ornata
Lineage: Eukaryota; Fungi; Ascomycota; Dothideomycetes; Pleosporales; Sporormiaceae
Exons: 2
Coding region: 337-1872 (511 amino acids)
Source: RefSeq, a predicted model, not a curated record